Portunus trituberculatus (swimming crab) is the source of this 1040-nucleotide messenger RNA. RefSeq names its product hepatitis A virus cellular receptor 1-like. Lineage: Eukaryota; Metazoa; Arthropoda; Malacostraca; Decapoda; Portunidae. The record is from RefSeq and is a predicted model, not a curated record. The transcript is spliced from 5 exons. The coding region runs from base 54 to 1040 and encodes 328 amino acids.
UAACAGCGGUGCGUGACGGAAGCAGCGCGACAGCAGACUGACUUGGCGCCCAAAUGGACAACGUGUGGGCAGCAGUAUGGCUGACUCUGUUAGCGAACGAAAUUAGCAGCGCACCACCGAUUCGGAAGCCAAACGAAGAAUUCUGUUUCGUGGCGGAACUCAAUACUGGGAGGACAGCCUUCAAUAGCCUGACUCAGAUCAAUCCAAAUUCACCUUGGCAUUGCAAGUACCACUGCCACCAACAGGGCCACAGACAUGCCUCUGUCGAGUAUGGAUACUAUUGUGGCUGCGCAACAUUAGAGGAUUUUAAUGAAAUAUUGGACAACCCAUCCGUGGAUUGUAUCGAGACUUGCCAUGAAAACGACUGCAUGAUAUGUGGAGGCCUAUAUGUAGCUAACUUUUUCACUGUGCCAGAAAAUAUAUCAGUCCCUCCAGACAACGUAUGCGAUUUACCAUCAACAACAACAAUUGGUGUCACCACUGUGACACCAACCUUGCCAUCCACGACCCUCCUUACUAACCUGCUCACCACUAUUCCUAGUACCCUGAAAACAGUCACCACUUCCUUCCCAGUCAAUACCACAAUUCCUGCAUCCACCCCUGACACCAUCACCACCACUACAAUCACCGACCAAAUUACUUCAGACACCAGUCUUCCUACCACUGAUGUCAAUACUAACACAAGCACCACAGUCACUCCCACCUCUACAAUCAGUGAUGUCCUUAACUCUACCACUCAUGUUCCCACAAGCACUCUCGUUCUUGACACUAACACGAUUACAAGUAUUACCCCCACUGCUGCAUCUACAAACUUCACUGACAAGACACCUACAGACUUCACUGCCAGCACGACUCCUAUCAUACUCAGUCCCACAUCCACCAUAAACAGCAAGACCAAUAAUGGUAUUGGCCAUGGUAAUAACAAUAAUAAUACUGAGACUUGGAACGGGAGUGACAACAGCACCUCCAACGGAAAUGAAACACAGGUCACAGCAGGACCAGGUAUGUAUGCUUUAUACGUCACUCUGACAGUUUUGUGA